AUGGACUCGGGCGAUGGCAUCCAAGCGCGCGCAGCCUCUCUGCGCAAGGAAGCGGCUCAGCGGUGGCUCGUGAAGGACGAGCUGGUGUUCCUGCUGCUGCACCACAAACUCGUGGGCGUGCCGGUGCUGCGCUCGCUGCAGCUGCGACCGCCAAGCGGCACGCUGCUGUUCUACAAUACGCUAGAGGUCUCGGACUACAAGAAGGACGGGUGGCACUGGCAGAAGCGAAAGGAUAAGAGCGGACGGGUUCGCGAGGACCGCGCGAAGCUCGUGAUCAACCGUGAAGUGAUCAUUCUGGGCACGUAUGUGCACUCAGCUGAGACGUCAACAUUCCAUCGGAGAAUCUACUCGGUGCGCGAUUCGAAGGAGAACAUCAUUCUCGUCCAUUACUUUGACGAGGUAAACAAGGAAACCGUGGGACGUCAGAUGUCGGCAGAUGUGUCCAAGAGCAGCGUGAAUAAGGGGGUGAAGCGGUCGUUGCCUGUUGCUAGUACCAACUCGACAAGCGCGAUACUGCCACUCAGGCAACCGAGCCCACCCAAGCCGUUGUCCUCUGAAGAGACGGUUGAAUCCAUCAUGAAAAACUGUUUUGAGAUGGACUUCGAGCCUCAGACGACAUCGUAUCAGCCUUCAGCAACCCACCUCUCUGAUACUGAUCUGCUGCUGCUGAAGGACAACGUCAUGGAAGGAAUUACCUCUGAGUUCGGGGCCGACGAUUUAUUUAACGACCUAGCUCCUGCUACGUCCCCGGAGACGGGUGUUUGUGGGCUUGGAGGUCAGCAGACAUUCGAGUUGGCUGAAAUUUCAGAUUUUUCACCGGACUGGGACUUUGGAGAUGGCGGAGCCAAGAUCUUGCUCUGUCUUGCAGCAAGGCUUCCGGAGAAAUCGGCUCAAGAUCCCACGAGACUCUUUGUGCAGUUUGGAGGCAAGCGAGUGCGCGCAGAAAAAGUCUCGGAUACCGUACUUCGGUGCACUGCUCCUAGCUCACGUGACCUCGGCAGCGUCGACAUCUUCGUGUGCCAUUUGGGUGGGCCAUCACAACAGACAUGCAUCCAGUUGUCCCACAAGAAGCAGUUUACGUAUCGAAGUCACUACCAGGUGUCUCCUUCACUUGUUGGUGAAAUUGCCAAAGAAAAACAGGAAAGGCUGUCUGGUUCUAAUAGGAACCUGUCUUCCUACGUCGAGUCGGAUUUGGACGAGCGGCAAUGCAAAAUUCGAGUGGUGGAGCGGUUGUCCGAAUUUCACCAAGCAAUACGAACAAAAGCAGCGGAACCUGCAGCUAAGGAUGCGGGAGCUCUGCCCAUUGCUUCCGGCCGUAGUAGCGUGGAGAAGAACAGAUCUGGAGCCGAGCACAACUCCUCCGCACGAGCUAUGCAGUCGUCUCCGGGGCUAUCAACUAGCCAAAUACAGCACACCAAUCAGGAAAAUCUGUCAGGCGAGGCUGCAGAAACUCCAAGUACGUUGGUAUCAUCCAGCGGAACGUCAAUUGCGUUGGACGACUGUACAAUUGAAGCAUUGAGCGACAACGACCUGGAACAACUCUCCGAGAAACUACUGGAGCGGGUAGUGCGCCAACUUGUUACAGUCGCGCACACGAGCGAAGAACUGCUGGAGGAGCUCAACUCGCUGGAUGAAACUGGUCUGAGCUUGCUGCACUACGUGAGCUUCUACAACUAUUCACAGUUGGUGCCGGUACUGGUUGCUCACGGAGCACACAUUAACCAGCAAAGCACUCAAGGCCAAACAGCACUUCACCUAGCAGCAGGAUGCGGUCACGAUGCAGUGGUUGAUGUGCUACUGCAAUCGGGAGCAGACUUACAAGUUCGCGAUUUUGAUGGGCUUACUGCUGCCGAUCGUGCUGAAAAAUCAGGUCACGCUGACGUUGCUGCUAAAUUGCACCGGCACAUGGGAGAUGAUACUUCUACGGAUAUGGGUGUUGUCGACGAGAUUUACGGGUUUGGAGGAUCACCGAUGGAGAUUGACGACGCCCCGACACCCUACAUGGAUGCUGGAGACAUGGGCCUUUUGGAAGGCAGUAGUCAUGUUGUCCCCACCGUACGCCCACCCCGUUCCCACUCAAACAGUUGCGAGAGUCCCUGCGAGGCAAGUUUAGCGUCUAAGGCAACAUCAUACGUGGGAGAAAACCAGGAGCACAAUCGGAAGCUCUUGCUGGGGGCUUUCUCGACCAUGAGUUUGCACGAUAAGUGUGCGCUUUCGUUGAGUAUCUCGCGAGACUCGGCUGGCCACCCUACCCGUCGUCGUGAAAGCAGCGUUGGAGACGAGAUUCUGGUUUCUCCCAGCAGCAGCACGGGGACGUCGGCAGGCUUCGGUUCGUCCCCAGCGAGCAUGGUCGGCAUGGACAGCAAUCUUGUCGGUGGCCGAUUGAUGCUAUCUGGAACAGAGAACGACUCCGAUGUUCAGAGUGUAAUUGCUGAGGAUGAGGAAGGCCUCAACAAGCUCCAAGCGGCUAUGGAGCUCAUGGGCCCAGAAGAAAGACAGUCGCUAGAAGACGAGGUGAAGGUUCUCCAGCACGGUAUCCGGGCGUGGUUGCUCAAGAGGAACUGUAAGAACAUGCGCGAAACGACCAAGCAACUGCGUGAAGCAACACAAACCAUCGAGGAUCAGCAAAAGCAGCAAGAGGCCGCAGACCACCGCUCCAUGGUGGCUAGCGAGUUGUCAGAGCGAGAGCGUGCCGCCGUAACUGUCCAGGCGGCCACGCGUAGUAUGCUCGCUCGCCGCAGCUUCUUGCAGACAAAACACGUUGCUAUCAAGUUCCAGGCUGCCACGCGCGGUGUGCUGUGCCGCAAAAACUUUGCGCGUAUGAAGGCCCAUGCACUAGCGUCGCUGGUCAUUCAGCGCAACGUCCGGGAGUGGUGGAACAAGCAACCCGCAGCUACACGACCAGGAAGUCUCGAUAAAGUCGCUGACGUCGAAGAAGAAGAUAGCACAGAAGAGAAAGCAGCGAUACCGCCAAACACUUACGAGCAAGCAUUGCAUAACGGAGGGCUGCGCAAUCCCCAGUAA
Messenger RNA from Phytophthora sojae, 3024 nucleotides. RefSeq lists its product as hypothetical. Gene Ontology annotation, biological process: regulation of transcription by RNA polymerase II. The record is from RefSeq and is a predicted model, not a curated record. Bases 1 to 3024 code for a protein of 1007 amino acids. Gene Ontology annotation, cellular component: nucleus. The transcript is spliced from 9 exons. NCBI's taxonomy places the organism in Eukaryota, Oomycota, Peronosporomycetes, Peronosporales, Peronosporaceae. Gene Ontology annotation, molecular function: protein binding; transcription coregulator activity; double-stranded DNA binding.